Molecule: messenger RNA, 1155 nt
Organism: Trypanosoma grayi
Lineage: Eukaryota; Euglenozoa; Kinetoplastea; Trypanosomatida; Trypanosomatidae
Exons: 1
Coding region: 1-1155 (384 amino acids)
Source: RefSeq, a predicted model, not a curated record
AUGGUGCGGGUGACGUACACAAAGGGGGAACUGCUCGCGCUGCGCGAGACGUGGACGGCGGACGCGUAUCCCGACCCCCUGCCGCCCGACUGCCCGAUGCACACCGAUAUCAAUGUGCAGCUGCCGCCAACCAUGGUGCGGAAGCGGCGUAAGAGCGACAGAGCGGUGCAGCUACGCAGGACGGUGGGCGAUGCCGAUGCUGCUGCAGCUGCUGCUGUGGGCGUAGGAGGGCCAAAUGAAGCAGUUCGACUUGACACACGGUGGGGGAGCCUCGGCGGCUGCAAUGUGGUCACCCAGCAAGGGGAGCCGGGCCGGGCCCGCGAGUGCAAAGACCCCGAUGAGCUCUGGAGCCGGGUGAUACGACCGCCGCGGCUAAAGAUACCAAUCGUCACCAUUGAUAGGAGGCGAAUAGUGCGCGACAAUGCGACAACAUCAGCUUCCGGCGAGCACAGAAAUAAAACAUUGUUGGAUAUUGAUACGGAACGGAAGUUGGUUGCACGGCUCCGCGUGAUGCAGCAACAACAACUGCAGCAACAGCAACUUUAUCAUCCGGGAAGCCUCGGGAUGAGGCUAUCCGAGUGCGAUACCACUCACGCUGGGAACGUGGAGUUAGCCACGCCACCAGCCUUUCGAUGGACGGCUGUUUCACACUGCAGCUCGGAUGACGCUGCGGCCCCGGUAGAGAUUGGUGGUCAGGCCGCAUCGAAAAUCAAUGUCGACACUGCCGUACCCAUUUCGAAUGUCUCGCUCUUUAACUCCGUUCUGGGGAGCCGAUACUUUCAAUUCACACGACCGCUCGGCAUGUGGAAUUAUCUCUCGGGUUUUUUUGGCGCACAUCGACCGCGUUCAUUCGGGUUUGGUGUGGCCACUCAUCAGGGCGGCGUGGACUUCGCCAAUAGCACCAGUAACGCUAGCGCCAGUGGGCAUCAAAGCUCCAUUGGACUCGAUGAGUCCAGCGCAACACCUGCAGGGGUGGAGAAGGGCGAAGAAGAGGCAAUAACGGCAAUAAACGACAGGGACACGACUGUGGCGAAAAAGCGGUCGCACAGGCGGCGAACGAAUCGAACACACGCCGAAAAACGUGAAUACCGCCGACUCCAGGAACUCCGCAUGCAACAAGCGGCAAUGCCGUGUGCAGCUGGUGAAGAGAAAUAA